AUUGCAAUUAGACAGUUAACCAAAGAAGACAAUUGUCCUGUUAUCGUGUUAGCAUGUUUUUCAAAUAUCCUUUGAGAAUAGAAAUUAGAAAAUUUAUAUGUGCCCCGAGGAGCCCCAUUGAAGUUAUCUAUCAUUUUUAUAAAUUUUUAAAUAAUUUACAGAAUAUAAUAUAACACACACAUAUAUAUAUAUAUAUACAUAUAUAUAUAUAUAUAUAAUAUUGCAUAGUGUUUGAAUGAUUUUUAACAAUGAGCAACGGAUGUGAAAUUGCAUUAAAUAAAACUGGUUGGGGAGCAUGUCAUUAUUUUAUCGUUGGAUUAUGCGGAAUUUGUACAUUCGUAGAAGCUAUUGCCUCCGUUAUUGUUUUCGUAAUAUCACGUUUGAUAGUGUGCGAUUUAAAAUUGGAGAAGAAUGACAUCAUUGUAUUCAAUGCUACGCAAUCUUUUGGAAUGGCAAUUGGUUCCUUCUUGUUCGGAAGUUUAGCCGACAUUUGUGGACGUAAAGGAAUAAUUACUUUCACCAUGGUUCUUAUAUUUUCUUCAUCGAUAGCACUCUCCUUCGCUCAAACUGUAUUUUUGAUAAACUUAUUUAUAUUUUUAUUAGGUCUAGGAUUAGCUGGAAGCUAUAUAGUUUUGAGAGUCUAUCUUAUUGAAUGCCUGCCAAUUAAAAAGAGAGAGAUUUGUCUGGCUAUAAUAGAUAUUGCUUGGAUUCUCGGUUAUCUGUCUGCUUUAGGUGUGUCUUGGUCAUUAGUUCCUUCUAUCAUACAAAUGCUUUAUAAAAAAUUCCGUCCAAGUUCCUGGCGAGUUCUUGCUGGUAUUGGUGGUGCACCAAGUUUGAUGAUAGCCUGUGCAGUUAGUUUAUUACCAGAAACACCAAGAUUUUUGUUAUAUCAACAACGUCAGGAAGAAGCGAUUACGGUUUUAAGGCAGAUGUAUGCUAUUAAUAAUUCAAAGCAUAUAGAAACUUAUCCGGUACAUUAAUUAAUUGUUUAUUAAUGGAUUUCUUUUUUUCUUCUUUCCUUAGUCGAUUUGAACACUUGCAUUGAGCAAGACGAAGAAACCGACGAUACGAAUAGUCUAUUCAAAAUGAUUUAUAGAUAUUGCAUGAAGACAUACGAACGAUUACAUAAAUUGUUUCGAUUGCCAUUUAGACGUAUCACAAUAUGCAGCUUAUUUUUAUGCUUCUUACAAUUUCCUGGAUUCAUUUGGCUUGCCCUUUGGGAUAGUCAUUUGUUACAAGAACUUGGAAAAGAAUUGAAGGAGAAGGAUAAAGGAAUUGAUUUUACGUGCAAUAUUAAUUUCUCAGAGAUUGCCGAGAGUCUCUUAUUAAGUUGUCAACAAAUUAAUCAUCAACGUUUCAUAUUUCUAUUAUCUAUUUCUUUUAGUUACUUAUUGGGAGAAAUUUUGCUUAUGAUAGGAAUACAAGUUGUUAGAAAAAAAUGGAUUAUUGUGUAUCAUAUAAAUUAUUUGAUUUCAAUAUUUUAUUUUACAUUUGCAGUAUUAUCAUCAUUCAUAGGAGGCAUAGCGAUAUUCUGUAUAAUUUUUUUAUUUCAAUAUGCUAUGCAAAUCAUUUUCUCCAUAUUAUUUCUCGCAUCAUAUGCGAUUAAUAAUACAAUUGUUAAUAUUCUAAUAGCUGAAAAUUAUCCAACCUGUUUGAGGGGUACUGUUAUGGGAUUAACAAGAAUAUUACCACAUUUGGCAGCUACGAUGAUUAAAUUUGUUUCAAAUAUUUCAUGUGUACUUAGUAUAAUAGCAGCCUUUAUUAUUUUAAUAAGUACUGCCAUCGUUGUUAUACCAAUACCAGAUUUAAAUGGAAUACCGAUACAAGAACGAUCUAUUAUUCAAGAUAAUUCAUAA
Molecule: messenger RNA, 1856 nt
Organism: Vespa crabro (European hornet)
Lineage: Eukaryota; Metazoa; Arthropoda; Insecta; Hymenoptera; Vespidae
Product: inner membrane metabolite transport protein YgcS-like
Exons: 10
Biological process (GO): transmembrane transport
Cellular component (GO): membrane
Molecular function (GO): transmembrane transporter activity
Source: RefSeq, a predicted model, not a curated record